GCUAGCAGGAAGUGCAGCUCGGGUGCCUCUCCACUCGUCUCAUCAAUGCAGCUUUCAUUCUCCCUCAGUGGGGCAAGAUGGAAGCUGUACAAAAGGAUCACUGGUACUUCGUGGUACUCAUCUUUCUUCCUUUUCUUAAAGUUGCUGUUCAGCAGAAAGAAGUUGUUACAGUUCGUCUGGAGGAAGGGAUGGUUCUCGAAUGUUUGUGCCCCUGGUACGGCAACCUCAGCAUGGUGUCCUGGACCAAAAUACCAGACAAGGAUCCGGUAGCUGUUUUCCAUCCGGAGUACGGAGUGGCAUUUUCUUACCAUUACCGUGAGAGGAUAGAGUUCCUGAGGACCACACCUAUGGAUGGAAGUAUUUCCAUGAGGAAUGUCACACACCGGGAUAUUGGGCUUUACCACUGCUCUGUUCAGACCUUCCCUCAAGGCCCCUGGACAAGGAACAUUCAGGUGGAAGAUCUAGAUGAGCCCCCGGGAGAAGAUAACGGCAUAGAGCCCCCGACCCCAGAGGUAAUCGAGGCGGAUACAGAGUUGCUGGCGGAGCGGGACACCAACCUCACCAUCACCUGUAACCAUGAGCACAAUGGCACCAUUUACCAGGUCAUUUUGGAGAAGAUGCCGCAUGCCGAGCCCUGGGGCAUUAUCGGAGUGUGUAAGAAGGUGGAAGGGGGCCUGGUGGGCGAAGAUUACAGUGACAGCGGCAGGGUCAGCUGUACAGACAGCCUGGAUGUCAGUCUGCACCUGACAGGUGUGGUGCCGGAAGACGGUGGUUUCUACCGCUGUACCUUCAGCACAGAUGCAGGGGUGAAGACCACCACGGUGCUGCUCACUGUUCCCCCUCCAGGUGGAUUCAGCCUAUCCAUGUACAUGAUGUAUAUUUACAUCGGGGCUGGAGCUGCUGGGCUAAUUCUACUCAUUGCCAUCAUCAUACUAGCGGUGAGGCACAGGAAGAAGAACAAGAGAGAGGAGUACAGAGUCAAACUGCACCCAUCUCAGAGACAGCCAAACUUCUAUGAGAACAUCUCUGUGUGUCCCAAGAAGAAGUCCAAGCAGAUAAGAAAUUGCCCGGUCUAUGCCAACCUACAGUCUGUACAGUCGCACAAAAGCAAAUGUCGGCCUCGUGAUAAAUGAGCGGGCAUAAAUAUGAUGUACUGCAUAAUGUGGAUGUGUAGUUUUUAUCUGUCGCAGCUGUCAGCGCGCCCUCAGCCUUUCUCGGAUUAAUGUCUACAUGAGCUGAAAUAAACGUAUAUUGACGAAUGCUGAUCAUAAUUAUUUUAUUUGAGCUUUAUAAUAAGAUGCGGGGAUCACGCUGACACUCAUUAAUAUUCAUACUGGGGGUUUGCAACGAGUUGACAAGCUGGUGCUCAUUUAAGUCUCAGGGAGCUGUUUGAGUCGAGCCUCGCUCUCGCUAAUUAAAUGUAGUAUGUACUUCAUAAUUACUGUUGAGGAAAUAUUUGUAUUGGCCAAAACAAUAUUUGACAGUAACCGUCAUGCACGGAGAGCAGACAAAGGCCUGUAUAAUCAUUCUUUUCACUCCCCUAACCCCCGAGUAAAACGAUUGACAAAAGCCUGUGUAAUUGCUCUCCUUUUACUUUCAUCCCUCCUGGUUUUCAUUCAAAGCUUGACAAUGGCGUCUAAUCAUCUAACGGAAAAAGAAAAGCAGUCACUCAGCACUGUACCAUCACUUGAGACCGUUCCUUUCCCCCAAAGAGCUCUCCGUCUAGGAUGGCUGCAUUCUAGUUACAGUGUGCUCUUAUUAUGAAAGCUAAACUCUAAUUAGCUAAUCCUGUGCUUUCGUUUAUAACUCCUUAUACUUUGUCUAUCUGCUGUUGAUUGACUAAGUUUCCCAAAUUAUUAUUUUUUUAAUGAUUUCUAAGCUUUCCUGUGUGCUUUUAUGAAUCAAUAUUCUAGGUUUUAUGUUAGUGCUGUUAAGCUGUUUAUUGUUUAUGUGUAAUCUGAUUCAUUUAUCUCCAUAGAAAUGGAGGCAGUGGCAGAGGCAGUAAUGGAUAUGCAGGCUAUCCUGCUAGGAAACAAGACAAAUGUGGACAAGCUUAAAAAAACAAACAUGUGGAACAGAAAGGGACAAUAUACAGUUUGGAAAUCUUUGCCUUCAUUCUCUCAUCUUGGGUGUUCCUGGUUAAAUAGUAGACACUGUACAUUGGACUGUGAUACUGUGUGGGUGAUCCGCAAUACUGAAACUGAUGUGUGUGUGACUGUCAAUGGCUCUAUGUGUGGUACAAAUAAAAACAAUGUCAU
Molecule: messenger RNA, 2258 nt
Organism: Morone saxatilis (striped sea-bass)
Lineage: Eukaryota; Metazoa; Chordata; Actinopteri; Moronidae
Gene: cd226
Product: CD226 molecule
Exons: 6
Coding region: 78-1133 (351 amino acids)
Biological process (GO): positive regulation of immunoglobulin mediated immune response; positive regulation of Fc receptor mediated stimulatory signaling pathway; positive regulation of natural killer cell cytokine production
Cellular component (GO): external side of plasma membrane
Source: RefSeq, a predicted model, not a curated record